Molecule: messenger RNA, 975 nt
Organism: Ophidiomyces ophidiicola
Lineage: Eukaryota; Fungi; Ascomycota; Eurotiomycetes; Onygenales; Onygenaceae
Exons: 3
Coding region: 1-975 (324 amino acids)
Biological process (GO): oxaloacetate metabolic process
Molecular function (GO): catalytic activity; magnesium ion binding
Source: RefSeq, a predicted model, not a curated record
AUGGCCACAAAACAAGCCCUUCGCCGGGCCCUUUUGUACGUGCCUGGCUCAAGCCAGCGAAUGCUGGAAAAAUCACGAAAUCUUGUCGUUGACUGCGUUGCAUACGACCUGGAAGACAGCGUAACGGCAUCUCAAAAGGAUGCGGCGCGCAAUAUGGUUCGAAACGAGAUGGACCAGCCAAAGUUUGAUGGAAUCAGAGAGCGAGCCGUACGGAUCAAUUCAGUAGGCAGCGGCCUAGCAGAACGCGAUCUACAAGAAAUGUUGAAAUCGCCCAACCUGUCUACGAUAGUGGCUCCCAAAGUCGACUCCGCCUCUGAUCUUCGCUUCAUACACGAUAUGGUAGAGCAUGCGCGUUCUACCGCCCCGGCUUUCACUCCCCGUUCGCCUAUAUCCAUUUUGGCUCUCAUUGAAAGUGCCAAAUCUCUCACAAAUCUUUCUGAAAUCUGUACCACGUCAACUCUGUUAUCUGGCCUAAUAUUUGCUGCUGAAGACUUCGCACUUGAUUUAAGUAUUACCCGUACACCUUCUCUGUCGGAAUUUCUCUAUGCUAGAUCCGCCAUUGUUACAGCCGCGCGAGCACACAAUCUUCCUUCCACGAUUGAUCUUGUAUGUACUUCCUAUGGCGCCAAAGCCGGAACAAAUCCAAAGCAGGAACAAGCGAUCGAUAUUCUAAGGUCUGAAGCAGAAGAUGGCAAAAGACUAGGCUUCAAUGGAAAGCAAUGCAUUCAUCCUUCACAGAUAUCCGUUGUGCAGGAUAUUUUUAGUCCAGGGAGAAAGGAGCUAGAAUGGGCAGUACGGGUGUCUAUCGCAGAUGAUAAGGCUUCGAAGCAGGGAAGAGGAGCGUGGACGCUUGAUGGCAAAAUGAUUGAUGUCCCUGUAGCUGAAAAGGCCAGGGCUAUCGUGAGAAAGGCAGAAGAGUGUGGUAUGGAUGUUACAGCAUACAUGGAGGAGUGGAAAGCCCAGGAACCUCAAUAA